AGUGUGUGCUGGCACCGAGAACAAGCUGAGCUCCCUCUCUGACCUGGAGCAGCAGUAUCGGGCCCUGCGCAAGUACUAUGAGAACUGUGAGGUAGUUAUGGGCAACCUGGAAAUCACCAGCAUUGAGCACAACCGAGACCUCUCCUUCCUGCGGUCUAUCCGAGAAGUCACAGGGUAUGUUUUGGUGGCUUUGAAUCAAUUUGAAUACCUGCCAUUGGAGAACCUGCGCAUUGUUCGUGGGACAAAACUCUAUGAAGAGCGAUAUGCUUUGGCAAUAUUUCUUAACUACAGAAAGGAUGGUAACUUUGGACUCAGGGAACUUGGCUUGAAGAACUUGACGGAAAUACUGAAUGGAGGGGUGUAUGUUGGCCAGAACAAAUUUCUUUGCUUCGCAGACACCAUUCAUUGGCAGGAUAUCGUGCGUAACCCCUGGGCCUCCAACUUCACUUUGGUGCCAACGAACGGCAGUUCAGGAUGUGGCCGAUGCCACAAGUCCUGCACAGGCCGUUGCUGGGGACCCACAGAGAAUCACUGCCAGACCUUAACGAAGACAGUGUGUGCAGAGCAGUGUGAUGGACGGUGCUAUGGGCCCUACGUCAGCGACUGCUGCCACCGGGAAUGCGCUGGAGGCUGUUCCGGCCCUAAAGACACUGAUUGCUUUGCCUGUAUGAAUUUCAAUGAUAGUGGUGCAUGUGUCACACAGUGCCCCCAGACUUUUGUAUACAAUCCUACCACCUUCCAACUGGAGCAUAAUCACAAUGCCAAGUACACCUAUGGGGCUUUUUGCGUCAAAAAGUGCCCACACAACUUUGUGGUAGAUUCCAGCUCUUGUGUCCGUGCAUGUCCGAGCUCCAAGAUGGAGGUUGAAGAAAAUGGUAUUAAGAUGUGCAAGCCGUGCACUGACAUUUGUCCUAAAGCAUGUGAUGGCAUUGGAACAGGGAGUUUAGUGUCAGCUCAGACGGUGGAUUCCAGCAACAUUGACAAGUUCAUAAACUGUACCAAGAUCAAUGGCAACCUUAUCUUCCUUGUUACUGGGAUUCACGGGGACCCGUAUCACACAAUCGCCGCAAUCAAUCCAGAGAAAUUAAAUAUCUUCCAAACAGUGAGAGAGAUAACAGGGUAUUUGAACAUACAGUCAUGGCCUGAGAAUAUGACAGAUUUCAGGGUGUUUUCUAACUUGGUUACUAUUGGUGGAAGAGCUCUCUAUAGUGGCCUUUCCUUACUCAUCCUAAAGCAACAAGGCAUUACCUCUCUGCAGUUUCAGUCCUUGAAGCAAAUCAGUGCUGGCAACAUCUACAUAACAGACAACAGCAAUUUGUGCUACUACCACACUGUCAACUGGACCAGCCUCUUCAGCACACCCAGUCAAAAGACGGUCAUUCAUCGAAAUAAAAAAGCAGAGAACUGCACUGCCGAUGGAAUGGUGUGUAAUGAGUUAUGCUCAAGUGAUGGCUGUUGGGGGCCAGGGCCAGACCAGUGUCUCUCCUGCAAGCGCUUCAUCAGGGGAAGGACCUGCAUAGACUCCUGUAACCUGUAUGAUGGGGAAUUUCGAGAAUUUGCAAAUGGUUCUGUCUGUGUGGAGUGUGAUCCCCAGUGUGAAAAGAUGGAAGAAAACAUGAUCACGUGCUAUGGGCCGGGACCUGACCACUGCACGAAGUGUUUCCAUUUUAAGGAUGGUCCAAAUUGUGUGGAAAAAUGUCCUGAUGGCUUACAGGGGGCCAACAGCUUCAUUUUCAAAUACGCUGAUGAGGAUCAUGAGUGCCAUCCAUGUCAUCCAAACUGCACCCAAGGGUGUAGAGGUCCCGCUAGUCAUGACUGCAUUUACUAUCCAUGGACACGACAGUCCACUUUACCACAACAUGCUAGAACCCCUCUGAUUGCUGCGGGAGUUAUUGGUGGCCUCUUCAUCAUCGUCAUUGUGGGCCUGACAUUUGCCGUGUAUGUUCGGCGCAAAAGCAUUAAAAAGAAGAGAGCAUUGCGAAGAUUCCUGGAGACUGAGCUUGUGGAACCCUUGACUCCAAGUGGCACAGCACCCAACCAAGCACAGCUUCGUAUCCUGAAGGAAACUGAGCUGAAGAGAGUCAAGGUUCUUGGCUCUGGAGCCUUUGGAACCGUAUACAAGGGCAUUUGGGUCCCCGAGGGAGAAACUGUAAAGAUUCCUGUGGCCAUUAAGAUCCUUAAUGAGACCACUGGUCCCAAAGCCAAUGUGGAGUUUAUGGAUGAAGCUCUUAUCAUGGCCAGCAUGGACCACCCACACCUGGUGAGACUCCUGGGUGUCUGCUUGAGCCCGACCAUUCAACUAGUCACUCAGCUGAUGCCUCAUGGCUGCCUGUUGGAUUAUGUUCAUGAACAUAAGGAUAAUAUUGGCUCCCAGCUUCUGCUAAACUGGUGUGUCCAAAUAGCUAAGGGAAUGAUGUACUUAGAAGAGAGGAGACUUGUCCACCGGGACUUGGCAGCCCGUAAUGUCUUGGUAAAAUCACCAAACCAUGUGAAGAUCACUGACUUCGGCUUGGCCAGACUUUUGGAAGGGGAUGAGAAGGAGUAUAAUGCUGAUGGAGGGAAGAUGCCAAUUAAGUGGAUGGCUCUGGAGUGCAUACACUACAGGAAAUUUACCCAUCAGAGUGAUGUUUGGAGCUAUGGAGUCACUAUCUGGGAGCUUAUGACCUUCGGUGGGAAGCCGUAUGAUGGAAUCCCAACUCGAGAGAUCCCCGACCUCUUGGAGAAGGGAGAGCGGUUGCCCCAACCUCCUAUCUGCACUAUUGAUGUUUAUAUGGUGAUGGUGAAGUGCUGGAUGAUUGAUGCUGACAGUCGGCCGAAAUUCAAGGAGCUGGCUGCUGAAUUCUCUAGAAUGGCUCGAGACCCUCAGAGAUACCUAGUAAUUCAGGGAGAUGAUCGUAUGAAGCUCCCAAGCCCAAAUGACAGCAAGUUCUUCCAAAACCUUCUUGAUGAGGAAGAUCUGGAAGAUAUGAUGGAUGCUGAAGAGUAUCUUGUUCCUCAAGCCUUCAACAUCCCUCCUCCCAUCUACACCUCCAGGACAAGAAUUGAUUCCAACAGGAACCAGUUUGUGUAUAGAGAUGGUGGCUGUGCUGCAGAAGUGCCGAUGGCAUACAGAGCCCCUGGCUGCAUAAUACCAGAAGCCCCAGUUGCUCAAGGGGCCACAGCAGAGAUCUUUGAAGAUACUUGCUGUAAUGGCACACUACGAAAACAAGUGGCAACCCUGGCAAAAGAGGACAGCAGCACCCAGAGGUACAGCGCUGAUCCCACGGUCUUCAUACCUGAGCGGGUCAUCCGGGGAGAGCUGGAUGAGGACGGGUACAUGACGCCGAUGCGAGACAAACCUAAAACAGAUUACCUAAACCCAGUGGAAGAGAACCCAUUUGUUUCCCGACGAAAGAAUGGAGAUCUCCAAGCUGUGGACAACCCAGAAUAUCACAACGCUCCGAACGGGCAGCCCAAAGCAGAGGAUGAGUACGUGAACGAGCCAUUGUACCUCAACACUUUUGCAAACACCUUGGAAAAUGCCGAGUACCUGAAGAACAAUUUGCCGGAGAAAGCCAAGAAGGCCUUUGACAACCCAGACUACUGGAAUCACAGCCUGCCCCCACGAAGCACCCUCCAGCACCCGGACUACCUGCAAGAGUACAGCACAAAAUACUUUUACAAACAGAAUGGACGGAUCCGGCCCAUUGUGGCAGAGAAUCCUGAAUACCUCUCCGAGUUCUCCCUGAAGCCUGGCACUGUGCUGCCCCCGCCGCCCUACAGACACCGGAAUACAGUGGUGUAGUGACCGCGGUCUUACUGAAGUGGAAAGGCAACCCCUUCUAGCUGCCUCACUCUUUGUCUCUCGUUCUCCUUUUCUCUCUCUCCCCUCUCUCCCUCCCUUUCUUUCUCCCAUGAGCUUCCUCUUCUUGCCAGUUCACUCAUUUUUGAUAUUUCCAAGUGAAAGAAUGUCUUGGAGUCAUUUGCAGAUUGGGUUGGGAAUCUGGAAGGAAGGAAGGAAAGAGACUGAAAGAAGGCAUGUACAACCUGGUGUUUAUCACUUUCCACAGAUCCGAAGGGUCGGACAGUCAGAGAAGCCAGACAGUACCAGUAAAGGCCAGUGGCAGUGUUGCCUGCUGUUGAGCUAGUUCUCAGUGAUUCAACCCAGACACUGUAGGGAAGCCACAGAGAGGCUGUUUCUUUCAGCAGGAACUGAUGAGAGUCUGUACAGCAUUCCUGGAAAUCUCAGUGCAGUUUCCAUUAGGGGGAAAAAUGGACAAUUUUUAUAUCAUGUGAUAGCCUAGUAAUUGAGAUUGAGAACCCAAUUUCUUAGAGAAAGAAACACUUUCUAUCCCAGCAACUGAAAAUGGCUAACCUGGCUUUUCAUAAUCAUUCAGAUCUUCAUCAUGACUUUCCAAGAAAUGAUGAUGUGACUCUAAUAUACAGCUAAACCCUUUUUCUGAGCCACACCAUGAUUUUGUGCCAAUUCCUAACCACAGAGACUCCAGCUCAGAACUGGUACAUGACAUGGCCAUUUUUGUAUAUGUGCCAACAUGACAAACACUUUAAACACAAAAACCCCUUCAGAAGACAGUAACAAAACCACACCUCCAACAUGUUCUUUUUGAAGCUAAAAGGCCAAGAAACCAAGAUUUGUAUGCAAAAAGCUUUGCUUUCCUGUUUUAUACCGGCUGACUAUAGAUACAUAAAAAGACCCAAACAAAUUCUUCCCUCUUUUCCUUCUUCGUCAUCGUGAAGGGAGUUGGGGAUGCUGUCAGGCAACACUGAGGACAAGAUGGAGAACUGGAGAGUUUGAUAUGGGUCAUGAAGUCUGCUGGUGUUCUGUGGGGUGGCGGUGGGAAGGGUCCUUUAAACUGGAAGACAGACACUGGACUGGAGAAAACGCACAUAGCGGUUCACUGGACAGUUAGUUUGCACUUAAGCUCCGAUUUUAUUUGAACUGUUUUCUGGAUUUUGAAUGAAGCAAUAUGGAAGUGACCAGCGAAAUGCAAAAUAAUAAUUUUAAAUUAAAAAAAAAGAAUUAUAUGUAAAGGAUGACUGUGGAAAUGCCAAAAUGAAGCAAAUCAAGUCUUUGGAACAAUAUCUACCAGUUCUGAGAGGCAAUUGCAUUGACUGCUUCAGAGAAUACAGUGACAGAGCAACCAGCUCUUACUGCUGCCACGUGAAGGACAGCAGAGCAAGCCCUGAAAGGGAUCGGAGGAGACAAAUGUCUUGCUCUGACUUGCAGCACAGUACGGAAUACUUUCUUCUAAAAGGAGGAUUACUCUGGCACAGAAGACGGUGCAUAUAAGGUUUGAGAAGUCAAAAUGUGCAUGACUCGCAGAGCUUUCUGUCAAAAAUGUAAAUAAGUAUGAGUCAGUCUCCUUGCACUUAGUCCUGCUUUCAUCAACCUCAAUUUUUAGGUAGACACCCCCACCCCACCCCCCGGCCUGCUCCUCUUCGGAGAUCUCUUUCAGCCAGAGUUCUGGACGUUUUUAGCAAUCUGAGGCAGAUGGAGCUGGGAAGGGAGGCGUAAGGGCCAGAGACACUGAUGGCUUGCUCCUGACACACCAAGACCCGUGUGUGUAAGAGGAUUUGUGUACCUAGUUCCCACCAAAAAUCUUAAGGAACUAUUAAGUACCUGUGAAGAUCUGCCUAUGUCUCUAUCCAUCCAGGCUUUGGAAGGGGAAGAAAGAAUACCUGAUGAAUGGCGGUCUUAGGUGAUACAACAGUAUUUCAGUUUAUGCGCUUCAGUACUGUUAAAGUCGAGAUCUUUGGAGUGACCUAACCUGGCAACAAAACCAGCAACAACCAGUGGUCUGGAAAUGGCAUCAAGCUCCUCCAAAUUCCUGCCAUCUCAACAGCUUGCCACCUUUAAUCAUAGGGAAGCAGAGGAAGGAGUAAGAAACAAGCAAUAGUUACCCAAAUCUUGGUGGCUAAGGGUCAGCUUGACAAAGGUAUGAAGAGAUUUCAAACCUGGGUUGGUUUUUAUGCUUGUAGAUGGGAAACAAAUUGUGUACGAUCACUAGGUCAAGACUGGUUCAGCCAACAGCCUGUUUCUGCAUCAGGUGUGUUCAGGCCAGCUUGAACCAGCUGCGGGGCGGAUAUUAAAUCUGUAAACCGAGUACGUAGCUGAAGAGUCUGAAAACAGCAAGAACGAGUACAGAUCUUUGAAGCUAUUAAAAGCUUGGGUCAAGUGGUACCAAGGUAGUGGUAGAACACUAUGACCAGCAGACCAUUAAAGUGGGAUAGAUGGUUACAAAAAUCAUGCAUCUGAGAGGCCUUGCCUCUUCCUGGCGCCCUCCCGUAACUCCUCAUGAUCUUGGCAGGAGACAGAGGCAGGCAUUGGGCAGGGGCUGGGGGCGCAGAGGGAUGGCAUGAGAUCCUGGAGGCGCCACUCCAGGGAAGGUUUGCCAGCGGUGGUGCUCACAGGGUGUCGUCUGAAGCACGGGCAAAGGUCUGCCAGGUUUGGAAGCAAUUGCCAAGCUGCCUGGGGACAAAGACCGGCACAGGAUUGUGGAUGUCCUGUUUUAGCGCAGAAGCAGCUCAGGUUACAUAGGUAGGUGGAGAAAGGGGUUGAUUUGUCCCUGAACAAGUCUUGGAACAGAGUAACUCCUAAUGGAGGAAAAAUAAAAUAAAAUCCUGGUACAGCUUACGUGUUUGAAUUCAGAGAGGUGCACUCAAACGCUGCUGGGGCAGAAACAUGCACAGCUCCAAACCUGGGUGGGAUGGUGCUGGCAUGCAGCUGCUAACGGAAGGUGAGGCCUGUUUGUUUCUCUGGUAAUUAAGUAGUACCGGUGUUGGAAACAAGCCCAUUGAAUAAUCAAAAUGUAAAUAAUUGUGGUUUUUAACAAUUUAACAUUUUAUUUCUUACAAAACUUGAAUUAUUUAUUCAUUUUAAUUGUUGACUGUGGGUGUGAUAUAAUAUAUUAAGUAGUAUGGAAAUGCAGAGGUUCCUUGAAGUGAGGCAGCAUGAAGGCCAGAACGGAAGCUACCUUACACUGGGGCUCUGACACGCAGCCAGGCUGAGCCAUGCUGAGCCAUGCUAGUUGUGUCUUGAAUAGCAGAGGGCAAACAAAGGGUUAAUGAACACCGUAAUUUGUCAUGAUGGAAAACUCAACAGACUGCAGCUUCACAAAUGGGCAUUUUUUUUUUCCUGAGCUUCUGGUUUGAGUUGCAAUUGCCAAAAAUGGCCCUUAUGUUUCCUGCUGUGCCAGUAGUUGACCUUUGUUGCAGUGUAUGGGCCUGCGUGGUGCUGAGCGUCUGGUUAACCGGUUCCUUUUCCCCAGUAAGAACAGCAGUCUUGUGAACACAGCUUGUAAAUGCGCGCGUUUCCUCUGGAAGAGUAGUGCCUCUGAGCUACUUUGGCAGAUUUUUGUCUCUUUUCCAAAGAAAGUUUAACCAUGGUUAAAAAAGCAAAACUGAGAGCAGAACUGUUUGGCUGCUUUAAUCUGACCAGCAGAAAUACCUGGCUGGCCCUAACUCGUGUAUUUGCCUUGGUGGUUAUGGUACAGCUGCUGGCUUGGUGAAAGAAGUCAGGCAAAUGUACAUGGCAAAAUCACGGCAAAUAUUCAACUGAUUAUGUUGUGAAAGUUGAGGCUCAGGGUUUUUAAUGAAUAAUUACAGGUUUGGGGGAAAAGCAGAUAUUUCCACAUACAAACUGCAUUUUGUCAGCACAAAGUAGUAGGUGAGAGCAUCAGCACAAGUCUUUUGUCUGGCUGGAAUUAAUUCUCUAGUUUUACAAUGGUAUCUGUACACAGCACUGUCAGUUUUUAUAGAUUUUAUAACGCAGUCUCCUAUUUGUAAAUGUUUUCCUUUCCCUUAUCGUAGCCUGCACAAUGGAAGAGCAGUGACUAACUUUUCAAGAGCGGAUACCCGAUUGUGUAUCAGCCAUUGUCCAAGGCACAAAGCAAUGCGCUAAAUGAAAGAGAACAGGAGCUUAUUUUUUCCUAAUCGCUUUCAGUGAUACUUGUCUCUUAUUAUCUACCUGAGGGUUAUUUCAAACAGAUGUGGAUGCUGGAUCUGAUUGACUUGCUGUAACAUAACUGACUGAAACCAACUACUUUUAAGUUUCCUUCUUCAGCUCUUUCCAAAUUUUUCUUUUUCUGCAAAAUAGCCAGGAGGGAUUCCUAUGUGGCCAUUCGCUCAGAUGUAGCAGAGUAUUUUCAACUUGCUUUCAAACAGGUCAUCUCGCACAGGUAGCAAGCAAUGGAAAUAAAUCCGAGCGAGUAUCAGUGGUAGGAGCCACCGUGUGGGUCUGUUUCAGGUACCUUAAGCUCAGCCCAGAAAUCCUUUCCUUUGUACACAGACAGGUUGCGUUAACCCUGGUUGUACCACUGAUUUGGUAGAAAACACAUUUCCUGACUGCAGGAAUUGUAUGCAAUGAUCUCAUUCCAUUUAUUUCCUGGAUUAAUGGGGAAAUACCUUUCCCUUCCUGUCCCACAGCUGGUAAGGCCAGAAGCUGUGUGUGAAGGGCGCUUGUGUAGAUGUGGUGCUGGGGCAGGACAGCCUGUACACAUGCCACCGAUCUGAUACCUGUUUGCACUAAAGAUUUGAGAGGGAGUUACAGGGGAGCAUUUCCCCCCACCCUCAGCCACCAAUCCCAGCCUAGAAGCAAAGAAAAUGGCAACUCUGAAAGACCAGCUAGGCCCGACGCUCUGUGGAUCAAUUCUUUCCAUAGCUAGAGAUAGAGCUGGGCAGUAUGGGUGAAAAGUACUAGCUGUGAGGUAAGUCAGCCUAGAAAUGUAGCUUGGGGUUGGGGUUUUUUUUGAGGAUGGACCUAUGUGGGAAACGGUUAUUAAAGAAAAAAUUGGGCUUUUUCUGAUGGGGUGUCUGUGUAGGUGUCCUGUAUCAUGGUGGCAGCUAAAGGAAUGAAGGGAUUAUUUGGGCUCCUUUAUACCACCCGAGAGACAAGGAGACUUUGGCACAAGUCAGAAUUAGCCUGUUGGUCAUGUUGUUCCCCAGGAUGACCGAAGGCAUCCCAGUCAGC
Messenger RNA from Aptenodytes forsteri (emperor penguin), 8968 nucleotides. It is a transcript of the gene ERBB4, whose product is annotated as erb-b2 receptor tyrosine kinase 4. The record is from RefSeq and is a predicted model, not a curated record. Gene Ontology annotation, cellular component: basal plasma membrane; signaling receptor complex. The transcript has 26 exons. Gene Ontology annotation, molecular function: epidermal growth factor receptor binding; transmembrane receptor protein tyrosine kinase activity; ATP binding. Gene Ontology annotation, biological process: multicellular organism development; positive regulation of kinase activity; protein phosphorylation. NCBI's taxonomy places the organism in Eukaryota, Metazoa, Chordata, Aves, Sphenisciformes, Spheniscidae. Bases 98 to 3784 code for a protein of 1228 amino acids.